AGCUUGGUGGGACUCUGCUCCAAACUUAAAUCCCACUUCCAACAGGCUCAGCAGGCCAAUGGGGCGUUAGAGAAAUUCAGAGUGAUAUCAGCAUAUAGGAGAAAUAAAAACCUUAAAGACAUACUGGUUCACUCUAGUCUCACACAAAAGAAAAAACCACUGGGUAAUGACAAAUAUCUUUUAAAACUCAAAUAUCUUAAAAACACCUUUUCAGGGUUGGGGGCUCCAAUAUGGCAUAACAUGGGGUUGGAAUGGCCAAUGUGGUCUAUGGGAUUAGGUGCAGUAUGUGUCGGAAGAUAUAUAUCAGUGAAACCAAAAAUUCCUUAGGUGAUAGACUUAAACAGCACUUAUAUCACAUUGGUAAAAUGGACAGAACCACAGUGCUAUAUACCCACUUUCAGGGACACACUGUGGAUAAUGUCACAAUUUUCGGUUUAGAGACUAAUAAAAACUGGUCAAAACUGCAAUGACAGAGGGCAGAAAGACAUUGGAUUAAGGUUAUUAAGAAUAUUGAUCCAAUGGGCUUAAAUGAGAAAUUCUAAACCACCUAGCACCUUACCUCCAUCUAGCGUCCGGUUUCGGAGACGGCAGCUGGAGCUCCCUCUAAGGCUUAAGAGAUAUACAUAAGGGGGAGAGAUGUAUUGACUGCGGGAAUGUACCAAUAAAUGAAUUUGAAAAUUGUGUGGUUUUCUAUUUCUUCUAUGUUACAAAGAAAAUAUUUAUUGACGUCUGGUAGGACCAGCAUGGCACUUUUGCAUGUUACCCCCCCCCCCCCCCCCCUUUUUUUUUUAUGCAUGAAAAGCACUUAUUGUAUAUUUAUUUUAAUUGUACUUUAUUAAUUGUACAUAAUUGGUGCAUUUCCUGCAGUCUAUAUAUUUUUUGUCAUACCUUGACAGGGAGUCCUUUUUGGAGGCAGGUUGCAAUCAUUGUAUUCUUGUUUUAGCUGGGGCUUCACUUGCCUUCAAAAGGAAAACUUAUCCUAAAUUAGAAAUCAAGGGAAUUUCACAAUAAAAGUCUAACCUCAAUUGUGCCUGUUCCUAAAACUAAUAAAAGUCUCCACUUACCUGUUGUUUAAAAGCCAUCUUAUGUGGACAUCUAGGAGUGACAGCAGAAAUCACCUGUGGGUUUAUGAAAUAAAAGAGGGUUAGAAAACACUGGCUAUGAAAUUAUUGUAUUUAUUUAUUUAUUGGUUUGGUUUGACGUGGUGUAUAUGGUUUACAGGAAUAUAUUUACUUACUUUAUUUGGUCCUUUUGCAUUUAGGGAGGAUAUAAAUUCUGCACCCCUUGUUUUUCCUCCCCCCCUUUUUAUAAGCACUUAUAUAUUUUUCUAUAUUUAUUUAAAUAUUUAUUGAGAUAGUGGUUUUCUCCCUUUUUGUUGCUUCCCCCACAGUGAGAUAGAAACAGGUUCCGGUAGCCAGUUGGUUAACACUGCCCAAGACAGAAUAUUCCCCUCCAACUUUUGACCUAACCCUAACCCCAGUGACAUUGUUCCUAAACUAGAGAAUAUUCCCCUGCCCCUCACCUUAACCCUAACCCCAACCUCAGUGACACCAGUGCCUAAACCUAACCUCAGUGACACCGGUGCCUAAAACCUAACCUUAAGCCUAAAGUCCUCUACCUAACCCUAAACCCUAACCCUAACCUCAGUGACACCGGUGCCUAAAACCUAACCUUAACCCUAAAGUCCUCCACCUAACCUUAAACCCUAAACCCUAACCCUAACCUUAACCCUAACCCUGACCCUAAACCUAACCCUAACCCUAACCUCAGAGACACCGGUGCCUAAACCUUAAUUCCUUCCCUUCCCGUUUUUGGGAUCCUACUGUAAUGUCUUGUCUUGUCCUUGUCUCUCCUGUAUUUUAAAUUUUUUUAAUAUGUUUUUCUGGGGAUUUCAUUUAAACAUAAAGGAGGAUAUAUAUAGCUCCUGUGCCCGUGCACACUUAACACCCACUUGGAGUUAAGAAUUUGUCCCCCUAACCCUAACCUUAACACUAACAACAGUGAUCCUAGACAAGCAUCAAUACACAUAUGAGGCAAACAGACAGUUAUCCAACACCAAGUACUAUGUACCAAUAGAAGACAGCAUACAACCACAGACUCAGACUAAGCUACGCAGAAUCAUACAAACACUUUAUGAUAAACGGUACAUCAAUAAGAAACAACCAGACUUUCUAUUUGGACCAGACACCCCACGACCCAGACUGUUUUACCUACUUUGUAAAAUUCACAAAGAACCAGGCACCUGGACAAUUCCCCAUGAAGUUCCUCCUGGCAGGCCCAUCGUAUCAGACUCUAAUAGUGAACCGUACAACAUAGCUCAAUAUAUUGACCAUCAUAUCAACCCUCUCUCCACUAGACACCCCAGUAACCCUCUCUCCACUAGACACCCCAGCUACCUCAGAGACACUUACCACUUUCUUGAGAAGAUUAAACCCAUAGUUGUUCCCUCCCAAACAUACAUAUUCACUAUAGACAUUGAUAGUUUAUAUACCAACAUAAAUACAGCAACAGGAAUACAGACGGUUAGAAAUCUACUCCAAGCACACCCAGAUAGGAAUAGACCAGACAAUGAACUAAUACAAUUAUUAGAAAUUUAGUCUCACACACAACGACUUUAUAUUCAAUGAUAGGCACUACUUACAGGUGGAGGGAACGGCUAUGGGGAAGAAAUUUGUCCCUGCAUAUGCAAACAUCUACAUGGCUGAAUGGGAGAGAGAGGCAUUGGCAAAGUGCCCACAUCAACCCACAUUUUAUUACAGAUUUCUAGACGACAUCAUAGGAGCCUGGCCUCAUGACAUCCAACUAUUCACUGAAUUCAUCAGCAUUCUCAACAGUCAUCACCCGUCCAUUAAGGUUAAAUACACAAUAGAUCCAUGUGAAGUACAUUUCUUGGAUACUACAGUCUUCUUUAAUCAGAUAAACCAAUCCCAAAAAACAUUACUCACUAAAGUUUAUUUCAAACCAACAGAUACACAUGCUCUACUCCAUAAACAGAGUUAUCAUCCCAAACAUACAUUUAAAAGCAUCGUCAAAUCACAAAUUAUACGGUUCCAUAGGAUAUCCUCCUGUAAACAGGAUCUGGACAAAGCAAUUCAAACUCUAUUUCAUGCACUUAGACAAAGAGGCUACUCCAAACGAUAUCUCAGAACCAUAAAAAGCAGCACCUUGGCGGUCGUCUCUUUCAUUCAGCUAACACACCCACAAAACACAAGUCUGUCAAUCACUCUUUCUGACCACAACUUUCAUUACAGAGGUUCUGGAGGCACUACCAAAUCCCCCCCUUCUACUGACCUUAACCCUGACCCUAACCUUAACCCUGACCCUAACCCGGGUUCGUAUCCUGCUCCUGCCCCUAACCUUAACCCUUACCCUAACCUGGGUUCGUAUCCUGUUCCCACCCCUAACCCUAAACCCUAACCCCUGACCCCUAACCUUAAACCCUACCCUAACCCGGGUUCGUAUCCUGUUCCAACCCUACUCCUAACCCUAACCCCAAACUUAACCCUUACCCUAACCUGGGUUCGAAUCCUGCUCCUGACCCUAAACCUUAACCCUUAACCCUAGACCCGGGUUUCGUAUCCUGCUCCCGCCCCUGACCCUACCUUAACCCUUACUCUAACCCGGGUUGUAUCCUGUUCCAACCCCUACCCCAACCUACUCCUAACCCUAACCCCAAACUUAACCACUUACCCUAACCGGGGUCGUAUCCUGCUCCCGCCCUGACCCUAACCUAACCCUUACCUAACCCGGGUUCGUAUCCUCUCCCGCCCCUGACCUAACCUUAAUAACCCUUACCUGUCCAACCCCUACCCCCACCCUAACCUGUUCUAACCCUAUACGGUUUGUAUCCGCCCCGCACCUAACCUUAACAUUAAACCCGAUCUUAUUCCAACCCUAACCUACCCGACAAACCCCCUAACCACCCUAAACCAAUCCAGCCCCCCCCAUAGAAUAACUAACAGCAUUAGAAUCCAGAAGGAAUAAGGUCUCAAAGACGUCCUAAUCAAAGCCAAAUACAGCACUAAGCCCCCCACAACCACCCCAAACCUCACACGGCCCACUUCAGACCAAGAAAAUUCAUUCAAAUCCACAUAGCAAGACCUCCACACAGUUUUAGACUCUAUCCACUCAACACUCCAAAUGUAUUCAUAUAAUUACCUGUUACAUUAUGCAAAAAACACUACAUCGGGGAAAACUCAGUAUACAUAGAAAUAGACUUAAACAACAUCUAUACAACAUCAAACGGGCCCAUCUACACACAGAACUAGUGACUCAUUUCCAGGAUCACCCCAUCACUUACCUCAAUAUAUCCGGCUUACAGUCGUGUUCUGGGUGGACCAGUGGGCGGCGAAAAGCAGUGGAACGUGGGUGGAUAAGAGAUCUACAAACGAUUACACCCACGGUCUGAAUGAGCGUUUUUAACCAGUAGAUAGGAUCAAUUGAAAGGGAUAGCACUUGUUUACAGGGAUCUCAAGGAGGUGAAAGGAGGAUGCACUAUUCAAACAAAAAAUACAAAAAAUAAAGUUGCAGUGGUUGUCUAAUAUUUAAUAUUUGCAUGCUCAUCUGAAAUAGUUUUAUUCCUUAUUUUUUAUGUAUUUGAAUUUGUUUUGACAUUUUAGCACUUUAUCUCCUAGCACUUUGUCUUCUAACGCUUAUAUAUGUGUCUAUAAUUGUGUUUGUAUAUGUAUUAUUAAAGCAUCUAUCCCCUGAUCCCUUGUAUAUUUUAAUAUCCCAGUCCCUUCAUGGUCCUAGAUAACCACUCAGACUAUCAUUUUAGAAAUAAUAAUAACCUACUUACUUUUGGUGAGGUUAUUAGGGGGUAAUCUAGAUCAUUUUAACAGUGGAAUGGUUUAUAGCAUUAUAUUGGAGGGGCACACAACAAUAGGCCUGCGCACCACAAGACAAAACCAGUCUCUCUUUAAGCCUACCCUAAUUCAAAACCUAACCCUAACCCUGGUGGUACUGUUCCUGACACUAACCCCAACUCUAACCCUAACCUUAACCCCACCCUGAACCCUAACCUUCUCCCUCCUAACCUUAACACAGGUGGCAUUGUUCCUGACACUAACACGAACCUUAACUCUAACCCUAACCACAACCCUAACCCUCAGACUUUCCCUAGAAACCCCACUCCCACCUUGGUUACAGGGCCUGAACUUAAGAGGUUACCAAUAAUCAGCACCUAUUCACACACAAACCAACGCAUACACUCAAGAUGAAAAAGCGCAUUUUCUAAUACACAACAUGUCUUCCCCCCACUAAAACCAUUCCGACCCAUCUCAGCAUACAGGAGGAAUCCUAAUCUGAAGGACCUCUUAGUUCAUGCAACAUUUUCGAACAGGCCCUCUCCCCCAGUACCCAUGGAAAGUCACUACUACAGACAACUGACAAACAUACACAACCCACACGCACACACUUUUAGCCCAAUCAAACAACUGAUGAACAUAAACAGUACUAACAUUGUUUAUGCAAUCACUUGUGCAUUAUGCCAAAAAAUCUAUGUGGGGGAAACUGGAUCUACAAUUUUAACACGUCUUAAACAACAUCUAUAUACAAUCACUAAUAAUAAACUGUCCACACAUCUAGUUAUACACUUCCAAACACACCCGAUUAUACACCUGAACAUCACUAGGUUAGAAACUGUCUCCACCUGGACCAUAGCCCAGAGAAAGGCCGCAGAAUCCAAGAGGAUAGCCACCCUUAGAUCUCUGGCUCCACUUGGAUUGAAUGGCAAA
Coregonus sp. 'balchen' is the source of this 5735-nucleotide messenger RNA. The record is from the annotation of a GenBank genome assembly. Lineage: Eukaryota; Metazoa; Chordata; Actinopteri; Salmoniformes; Salmonidae.